Messenger RNA from Pseudovirgaria hyperparasitica, 1980 nucleotides. RefSeq names its product ankyrin. NCBI's taxonomy places the organism in Eukaryota, Fungi, Ascomycota, Dothideomycetes, Acrospermales, Acrospermaceae. The transcript has 2 exons. The record is from RefSeq and is a predicted model, not a curated record. Gene Ontology annotation, molecular function: protein binding. Bases 1 to 1731 code for a protein of 576 amino acids.
AUGAGCAAUGAGCGUACAGAUAUUCCCCUCUGCGAAGAGCCUUGGCUCCAAAAAGCUGCACGACUGUGGAAUAUCGAGCAUAUAGAAGAGAUUGUCAAAUGUCUCUUGCGACAUGGCGGAGAUCUCAACAAAGACACGGACGGAGGCUUCAGUGUAGUAGAAGAAGUUAUGUCUGUAAGCACGCCACUGUUCGAAUCCAUUCUUGCUCAAUGUGCCAAUAUUAAUGUCGAGAGACAUUACCUAGAAACGCGUUGCGCUGAUGGCAAGACCUUACUUUUGUGCGGUCUAAACAACAAAGAGUUGAUUCGAGUACUUGAUGAGUACGGAGCGAGGAGUAAUGUAGUUGACUAUACCGGAAACAAUGCUCUCCAUAUACUAUCGACCGCAUUCCAUAGAGGAAAUCUCUUUGACGAAUUCCUCUCUCGUGGACUCGACCCGCUCAGCGUGAAUCGUCAUGACAAUACCCUCCUGCAUCACCUUUCAUCUCAAUACAAUGGAAACGACGAAUUCUAUAGGAGAUCCCAACGCAUGAUUGGUUUCGGUAUAUCUGUGAAUGCACAGAGCAACGACAGGAUGACUCCACUGCAUGUAUUCCUCCAGAGGAGUGACGAGUAUCACAACAAUUUUACGAAGCAUCAGAUCACAUUCCUCGAAACCUCAGGCGUGUCAGAGAUGGUUCAGCUCGGUUCACAAGAUGUCUUUGGUUUUGCGCCUCUGCAUCUAGCUGCUCUCAAGUCGGACCGCUUCACAGCAGAGAUACUGUCUGCCGGAGCCAAUGCUAUGCUUGUGACAAAAGACAAACACAAUGCCUUGCACCUUGCCUGCCGUGCUCGUUACUCCAAUAUUGUCCGCUUACUCCUCAGCAAAACUGGAUCAUGUCUCCUCAACCAGAAAGACAGUGCUGGUCGGACACCGCUACACAAUGCUUGUUCAGCGAGUGAUUUGGAGUCUGUGGCAGCAUUACUCCGGUACGGCGCAGAGGUAUCACUCGUCGACGCUCGAGCUCGAACUGCAAUUCAUGCCCGUGCGGAAACAACCAGAGAGCAUGUAAUAUGGAGCAACUUUAAUGACGAUCCCCAGUUGAUGGGUGAGUAUCCAAUGAUGCAGUUUGGACCUGACCUAAUUGCCCGGUCCUCAGAUGUCAACCCUUGGUACAAAUCACAACAUGGUUGUGAAAGAAAAUCUAAGAAACCACAUAAUGUAAAGUCCUUUGCUAAACCUCUACUGGAAGCUGACGUGGAUGUUUCGACUACGACAGUGCUCGAUAUAAUGCGCUUGUGCGAUCUACUAAUAUUCAAGGGUGCUGACCUGCUAGAGCCAGACCCAUAUGGCCGCACUGCACUUCACUAUAUUGCCGACACAUGUCUUUCGACGUCCCGUAUCAGAUAUCAAGCAACCAGCGAACCUAUCCGCUCAAGUCUACUGCUUUGGAAUCAGUACCUGCUUCCAGGCAGAUCGAUCGAUGUCCGGGACAACGAGGGCAACACUCCGCUACUCGCAUAUGUAGCGUCGAGAGCAAAUGACACGGGAAAAAACGUCACAGCGUGCGAGAAAGAGUUUGGUGCGUACAAGCGCGAAUACGGCGAUAAGCCGUGCCAUGUGAAUGCUUUUGCGCAACUAUUUACGACUGACAGUGAAGCUGAUGUCCAAGCUGUCAAUAACGCAGGCGAAACAGCUUCCCACAUCGCCACCAGGAGAAGACAUGGCUUGAGCCUUGAUGCAUGCUCUUAAACAUGAUAAGAAAUCGUUUCAGUUCUUCAUAGGGAAGGUAGGGGAUCCACUGAGAGAGGAUGGAAAGGGAAGAAGUGCAAUUGAUGUGGCGAGUGCAUGUGGGCUUGUGGAUAUCGUGAAGUUGUGCGCAAGGAAGUAGAGUUAUUUUGCAAUGGAGUUUGCGCUGAGCCAGCUAUAUGGAUUGCUAAUUAUACAGAACUGGAACGCAUACAGAGACGUAACAGAUAAUAAGAUCUGGCAGAUAUUCAA